Molecule: messenger RNA, 1221 nt
Organism: Rotaria socialis
Lineage: Eukaryota; Metazoa; Rotifera; Eurotatoria; Philodinida; Philodinidae
Source: the annotation of a GenBank genome assembly
AUGGCAACAAUGUCUUCGGAUAUGGUGGAAGUCGACGAUCCGGAAGCUGGCGAAAAAUUUCUAGUUCAUGUCGAUCGCACAGUGAAUGGUGUCUUUGCACAUAAUGCCUGGGCUCAAUUAAAAGCAGCAGAAAUCAGCGAAGCCGAGUUGGAACAAGUGAUUCAAAGUGAAGGUUUGGAAAGCGAUGAACAAACACACAUUUUUAGAAAAUUUUUAUCAAUGGCUACAAAUUUCUCUUCGGCUAAUUUCAAUGAUCGUUUAAAUAGUGUGCCAAAAGUGGUACAAAGUAUUGCUGAUCUUCUCGAUGCCAUGCGCAAGGAGGUCCAAGAGUAUGCUGAUUUUGCUAAUCAAUUUCAAGAACUUGUUGCCAUGUAUGGUAAACUUGUAAUCGAUACACAACAUCAAAUGGGUUUACUUUUGCCGCAUAUGUCAGCAGCUAAAGAUCAUCUUUCUGUAUUAGCUGACGUGUUCGAAUCGAAUGUAAAUACGUUAACAGCGACCGAUCAGGGUGAUAUCAAAAUUGCCAUGAAUGGUCUAGCGAAAGGUAUGCAGCAAAUGAUCAAUGUAUCACACAGCAGUGGCCAAGAAAGUCGACAGCUGAACGAGCGCAUCACAAAAUUAAAAACGAAAGUACAGAAAAAGCGUGGAACCGUUCAUGGACGAGUUUCUCUAUCGAAAGCUCUUAGUUAUCUUGGCCCGUUAGCUGGCGCUAGUAUUGUUGCGCGUGUUGUCGGUACGUUAGUUGCAAUGAAAGAAUUCGGCGGAGCUGGAAUGCUUGUUGUAGCUGGUUUUAGUUUGAAUCCGAUUGUAGCAAUUAUAUGUGGUGCACUACUUGGUGGUACACUUAUUAUAACAAUCGCAUCUCUGGUUUACCGCUUUUGGACUCGACAUCAAUAUAAAGCAUUGGCGUUUCUCGAAAAGAUUUGUUCGGGACUCAUGGAAUUAGCACAAGCAAAUAUGUUCUUUCUUGAUUAUCUCAACAAGAGCGAAGAGGCUGCAAAUACAAUUAGCGUACAACUUGACCAAGUUCAAAAUUCACUAACCAGUGAACGAUAUCGUAAACAGAAUGCAAAAGUCUGCAAGAAAGCACUCGAAACAUUAGAACAAGCCGUUCAAAUGAUUGAAACUAUUCGCAAUAUUAACAUAACACGAUGGCUUGAUCCGCAAAGCAUACCACAUUUCGCUAUUCACUCACUUGUUCUACCUGUAACAAUAUCUUAG